CUCUUUUCGGAGAUCCGAUAACGAUAUUAUAAUUCGGCAGCGUUUUAUCAAGUGGGUAGUUUCCCUUCCGCAAAUAUGGCUUCCAAUAACAAAGAAAAUAUAUCGCCAGAAGAAAUCGAUCAGUUUAAAGUGCCUCAAUUGAAAGAAUUUUUGAGACUUCACAAUCAAAAUGUUGGUGGAAAUUCGAAAGAAUUGAAAGCAAGAGCCAAGGGCGUCUUAGCGCUUCGGUUACCUGAUUCUAAUCAGUUGAAAUUAAACGACAGCCUAGCUCGUAAACAAAGGAAUUUGUCCAAGUUUAUUUCGCCGUUAGGGGAAAAAUUACCCUGUCCAAAAACAUUGAAAAGUGGUUGGUCAAAGGAUGUUUCUAACAUUCCAGACUUGACUGAAAAGGAUAUAUAUAAUUAUUUGGUAUACAAUUCGAAUAGGACUAUAGAUGGUGAACUUAUGGGAGCCAAAAAACAACUGAAAGCAAGAGUUUUUUAUGAGGACAACCAUGUUCACAGUGUUGAAUUCAAUGAAAUUAACUGUCAAUUUAGUCAUGGCUAUGUAAAGUGCAAAGUUAUUCCCUCGAUGCCAUCAGCAAACCAAUCUAAAGACCCAGAUUAUGAUACAUGGAUUUGUCUAUCAAAGGCGACAAGCCAGAUUCAUUCAGCAGAAUGUACAUGUCCAGCCGGUGAAGGUGAAGCAUGCAAUCAUAUUGCAGCCUUAUUGUGGUGCCUGGUGGAUGUUACUAUUAAGAAAGCUGAUGGGACGCUUGCCUCAACAUCAUCUCAAUGUAAGUGGAACCAGCCAAGGAAACGUAAAUUGUCUCCAAAGAAGGCAGAGGACAUCCAUUUCCGAAAGGUCAUGAAGUCCGCAACCUCAAAGAUGACAAACUAUAACCACUUUUCACCAGCAUCUGGUAAAAAUAAAGCUAAUAUUGACAGUGAAAAAUUCAGACUAAAUAUGUUAUCCGUUCUACCAAAUGCUGGGUUCCAUAAAAUGUUCCCAAAGCCACCCGUUUCAGAGGAAAUUAAAGCCCAAUGUUGCUUGCCAGAACCCAUGUUGUGUUUUCAACCCAAUGUUGACAUUGAGAGUGAUUUGUUUCAAGAACAUAUAAUUGAAUAUGAGAAGACUUUGGUCUUUGACCCUAUAAGGGUAGAAGAGUUGACUAGAGGUCAAAGGAACAAUGAUGCUUGGGAACUUGCUAGGAAAGGGCGCCUCACUGCAUCAAACUUUGGAACAAUAGUAAACUGUAAUAAAGUGACUUCUGUUGUGAAAUCAAUAAUGGGGUACUACAAGUUUGCCUCAACAGAUGCAUUGGAGUGGGGCAAAAAGAAGGAAAAGGUUGCACUGGCAUUGUACACCAAAGAAAUGAAAAAAAUAUACAGUAAUGUCAGUGUAACAGAGUCUGGAUUGUUGAUCCAUCCAAAGUACACAUACAUUGGUGCUAGUCCGGAUGGUGUUGUUACAUUAGGUGAGGAAACUGGCCUUGUGGAAAUUAAGUGUCCUUUUAAGUUUAGACAUUCCACACCAGAACAAGCUGCUGAAAAUAAGACUUUCUUUUGUAAAAAAAAUAGUGAUGGGUCACUUUCUUUGAAGCCAGAACAUAAAUAUUUCUCCCAAGUUCAAGGUCAAAUGGCUUUGAAAGGAUGCGAGUGGUGUGAUUUUGUGGUAUGGACCACAAAAGGUAUGUCAAUUGAAAGGAUUUAUUUUAACAUUGACCUUUGGAAUUCAACACUUUCAUGCCUUGUGAAGUUUUUUCAUGAUAUUAUUAUUCCAGAAGUGUUCACAAGAAAAAUAAAGAAAAGUAUGUGAACACUUCUGGAAUAAUAAUAUCAUGAAAGAACUUCACAAGGCAUGAAAGUGUUGAAUUUCAAUUGACAUACCUUUUAUGGUCCAUACUGAUCUGAGACAAUGUGAAACUGUUCAAUGUUCUAUGUCAAUAAAACCUACUAAUAUAUCAUAUGGAUUUGGAUAUAAUUAAAAAAUUGAUCAUUUUAUGACUGAAAAUGAAAUCAAAAUAGUGG
This is a messenger RNA of Ruditapes philippinarum (Manila clam), 2009 nucleotides long. RefSeq lists its product as uncharacterized. The transcript is spliced from 2 exons. Lineage: Eukaryota; Metazoa; Mollusca; Bivalvia; Venerida; Veneridae. Gene Ontology annotation, molecular function: zinc ion binding. Bases 76 to 1797 code for a protein of 573 amino acids. The record is from RefSeq and is a predicted model, not a curated record.